Messenger RNA from Perkinsus marinus ATCC 50983, 207 nucleotides. RefSeq lists its product as hypothetical. NCBI's taxonomy places the organism in Eukaryota, Perkinsozoa, Perkinsida, Perkinsidae. The transcript has 2 exons. The record is from RefSeq and is a predicted model, not a curated record. Bases 1 to 207 code for a protein of 68 amino acids.
AUGCCUCGUAAAUCGGCACUGAACACUGACGGCUUUAAUGCCUUCACCAAGCGCAAUCACAUCGGCAGUAGCGAAGGUAUAGAAAGGAUACUUGGACAUCUCUUCAGCAGCCAGGGGACAGGCGAAACAGCAUCUGAUGACAUCGCGGGCCGCACUAAGAACUGCAGAGAGAUGGAAGUGAUUGACAGCAGCAAGGGUACCAGAUAA